Molecule: messenger RNA, 758 nt
Organism: Exserohilum turcica Et28A
Lineage: Eukaryota; Fungi; Ascomycota; Dothideomycetes; Pleosporales; Pleosporaceae
Exons: 2
Coding region: 1-723 (240 amino acids)
Biological process (GO): intracellular copper ion homeostasis; copper ion transmembrane transport
Cellular component (GO): plasma membrane
Molecular function (GO): copper ion transmembrane transporter activity
Source: RefSeq, a predicted model, not a curated record
AUGGACAUGGACAUGGCAAUGCCCUCUGCCACCUCCGCUGACACUUGGAUGCACCACAUGCCGUCCAUGGGACCCCAGGCGUCGAUGCCAGCAAUGGACAUGUCCGGCAUGGCAUCCACCUUCACUACAAGCACAAGAGUGACGCUUUGGUUCACCAAGUGGACGACCACUACAACGGCGGCAUAUGUGCUGACUGUCUUCUUUCUCUUCUUCCUGGGCAUCUUCAACCGCUUCCUUGGUGCCUUGAAGAGCCAGCUGGAGCGCCAAUGGCAGAUGCAGCGUGAGGUGGAAAGUCAUUUACAAGCCAAGGCCAAGGCGUACACGUCCACAAACGAGGGUAUUCGAGGCCACGCGCGACAGUGGAGUCAUCCCUUCCGACAAGCACCGGCCCGAUACAAAGAGCCAGACACGGAAGAGAUGGAACCCUUGAGUCCAGUACAGCUACAAUAUUUAGAGGCCAGCGAAAAGAGCACCGAGCAAGGCGCAAGUGCUACCCACAGAUUAUGGAUGGCUCGAGCGCCUUGGAGCAUCAAAAGAGACGGUAUCAGCGCAGGCCUGGAAUUCACCCGAGCGCUGGUCGGUUACGUGCUCAUGCUUGCCGUGAUGACAUACAAUAUUGGCUUCCUAUUCGCCGUCACCGGCAGCGUGCUUUUAGGCGAGAUGAUAUUCGGACGGUACACACGAGGAUCUGCGGGUCUGGCCGAGGAUGGCUGCCAUGCUUGAAAAGCUGGAUGUUCCAAAAGGUAGACCAUUCUCAC